UUCCUUCCACCUUCAUAGUACCUAGUUUUGGUGCUAUAAAUAGAGAGCUUGGAGAGUCUUUCUAUCAUCAAGUAAAUUAGAAUAUAUCAUCAUAGCACAACCAAGAAGAGUUGUGAAUAUCCUUGAGAGAUAUGUGAGGUGUUGUUUUGAGAGUUUUUAGUUAGAGCUUGUAUGUCUCUUCUUUCUAUUCUUGAAAGUAAUAGAAGUGUUUUUCUCUCAUAUUAGCACGAUCCUGUUAUUCCCAACAAGUGGUAUCAGAGCCUGGUUGAGCUUUUGAUACUUUUCCCAAAUUUUUUCAGAUAAAAUUCUACUGUCACGAUCUUGUGUAGAAAUGCCACUUGGAGAUGAAAUGCAAUCUCUACUGCUUCUUAGUUCCCUUCCUGAUAGUUGGGAGACACUAGUUGUUACUCUCAGCAACUCAGCCCCAGAUGGCAAACUUACCAUGUCUGUGGUCAAGGAUGCACUGUUCAAUGAGGAGGCAAGAAGGAAAGACAUGAGCACAGAUGAGACUCAUGCCCUUGUGACAGAGAAUAGAGGAAGAUCACAAGGAAAACAACAAAGAAACAGUAGAGGGAAAUGGCAAAGCAGGGGCAAAAGUCGGGGGAGAUCAUCAGAUGGCCGGAAACCUUCUUAUACCUGCCACCAUUGCGGUAUAGAGGGUCACAUGAAGAAGAAUUGCUACAAAUUGCUAGAGGAGCGAGGCAAGAGCAAUUCUCAAGCGAAGAGCAAGGGUGGUGAAGCGCUCAUCACAAUCUCAGGUGAUGUGGCGUAUUGUACUAUCAAUGAUGAAACAUGCCUUCACGUCUCAAGAGAGGACACUGAAUGGGUGGUAGAUACUGCAGCAUCCUACCACGUUACUCCCCACAGGUACUACUUCACAACUUACAAAGCUGGAGACUUUGGAGCAGUGAAGAUGGGUAAUUCUAGUUCAUCUGAAAUAGCUGGAAUUGGUGAUGUACAAAUAAAGACGAGUUCUGGGAGCACAAUCACUUUGAAGGAUGUCAGACAUGUUCCAGACCUUCGUCUCAAUCUCCUGUCAGUGGUAUGUCUUGACGAACAGGGAUAUGAAAACCACUUCAACAGAGGCACCUGGAAAAUGUCAAAGGGCGUUUUGACAAUCGCUCGAGGACAUGUUUGUGGCACAUUGUACAAAACCCAUUUGAGGAUUUGUACGGAUAGCCUCAACAUUGCUGAGGAGACUUCUCAGAAUCUGUGGCACCUGAGACUCGGCCACAUCGGUGAGAAAGGGCUGACUACCUUGAUCAAGAAGAACCUUAUCAACAUCGACAAGAAUGCUGCACUGGGUCCUUGCAGUCAUUGUCUGUUUGGUAAGCAUCAUAGAGUAUCAUUUAGUUCUACUUUAGCUAAAAGAUCAGAGCUGUUAAGUUUGGUACACUCCGACGUCUGUGGUCCUUUCGAGGUGGAAUCAAUCGGUGGAAGCAGAUAUUUUCUGACUUUUAUUGAUGAUGCUUCUCGGAAAGUGUGGGUGUAUUUCCUGAUUACGAAAGAUCAGGUAUUUGAGUGCUUCAAGACAUUUCACGUCUUGGUGGAACGUGAAACGGGAAAGAAGCUGAAAUGUCUCCGAUCUGAUAAUGGAGGCGAGUAUACUUCUAAGGCGUUCAAUGCAUAUUGUAGAGAAUAUGGCAUUCGACAUGAGAAGACAGUACCACGCACCCCUCAGCACAACGGCGUUGCUGAAAGAAUGAACUGGACUAUCAUGGAGCGUGUCCGGAGCAUGCUGAAUAUGGCUAAGCUUCCGAAGUCAUUCUGGGCAGAAGCAGUCAACACCGCAUGCUACCUUAUCAACUGAUCACCUUCGGUACCAUUGAACUUUGAAGUUCCAGAGAGGUUAUGGACAGGUAAGGAUCCUACAUACUCACAUCUUAGAGUAUUUGGCUGUUCAUCAUAUGCACAUGUAUCCAAAGAGCUCAGGCAGAAGCUCGAUGCAAGAACUAUCCCAUGCAUUUUCGUUGGCUAUGGAAAUGAAGAGUUUGGAUACAGGCUUUGGGAUCCUAAGGAGAAAAAGGUGUUCAGAAGUAGGGAUGUUGUGUUCCACGAAGAUUUGACAAUAGAAGACAUUGAAAAACCCACAAUGUCUCGGAAGUCAAAUGAGGGUGUUCAAGUUUCAAAUGAAGUAUCAGAAGAGGACAAAGUGCAUGAAGAAAACUCUGAAGCAGAAGAAGACGAGGAGACAGAAGAGAGUGCAGGGCAAGGGGAGACACAAUCCACCCCGUCAGACACAGAUGAUGGUAGCUCUUCUCAGAUGGUUCCUACUGUUCGUAGAUCUGAACGAGGGCAUAUACCAUCGACAAGGUACACAUCAUCUGAAUAUCUUUUGUUAACUGAAGAUGGAGAACCGGAGAGUUUUCAAGAAGCUAUGUCUCACAAGGAUAAAGAAAAAUGGCUAAUAGCAAUGCAGGAUGAGUUAGAAUCUCUACAGAAAAAUCAAACCUAUGAGAUCGUAGAACUUCCUAAAGGGAAGAAAGCUCUGAGGAACAAAUGGGUGUUCAAGCUGAAGAAGGAUGCAAAUGAACAAGUGGUAUCAGAGUACAAGGUACAUUGUGACAGUCAGAGUGCUUUAGACUUAAGCAAGAACUCCAUGUACCAUUCUCGUACAAAGCAUAUUGAUGUUCGGUAUCAUUGGAUACGAGAGACGAUUGAUCAACAACUGUUGAGACUAGUGAAGAUCAAUACAAAGGAGAAUCCAUCAGACAUGCUGACGAAGGUGGUGACACGGGAUAAGCUAGAGUUGUGCAGAGACAUAGUCGGGAUGCUUGUUUUGAAUAUGCCUGGAAGGGGAGAAUUGAAGAAUUCAAUUUCCAGGUCAUAUCCAAGUACAAGCAAAUUGAAGAAUCCAAUUCCUAAUUUCCCUGAAGUUUCCUCCAUGUGCAAGAAUGACAAAGGGAUCUUCCAUACACCUAGGAGUGACCUUCCUUCCAACCACCAUUGAAGCUUCCUUCCACCUUCAUAGUACCUAGUUUUGGUGCUAUAAAUAGAGAGCUUGGAGAGUCUUUCUAUCAUCAAGUAAAUUAGAAUAUAUCAUCAUAGCACAACCAAGAAGAGUUGUGAAUAUCCUUGAGAGAUAUGUGAGGUGUUGUUUUGAGAGUUUUUAGUUAGAGCUUGUAUGUCUCUUCUUUCUAUUCUUGAAAGUAAUAGAAGUGUUUUUCUCUCAUAUUAGCACGAUCCUGUUAUUCCCAACAAUGCAUGUGCAGGGGCGGAGCCAAGGGGGGGGGGUCAAGGUGGUCAGUAGACCCCGCUGAAAGUUUGAGAGCAUAGAGCUCUGAAAUAUCUUCGGUUUGAUAUAUUAUGGUCCCCGUAACUCAUUACGAGUAAAAAGUUAUGACUUCUGCAAAAUCAGCACUAUCUAAACGUAAAAUCAGCAAAAUUUGAUGAGUAAUAUUGAUUUUUUCCCCCAAAUUUUAAAAAUAGCGUAUAAUUAACUCAUUACUUACGUGACAUGACUCAAAAAUAGAACAAAAACAGUCUCUUUUAUUGUUACGAGUGCCUAUUUAUCUAAACUACAUAUAAAAUAUUCAACUCGGACAUUGUUUGAAAACGAUCCAC
Messenger RNA from Cuscuta epithymum, 3564 nucleotides. NCBI's taxonomy places the organism in Eukaryota, Viridiplantae, Streptophyta, Magnoliopsida, Solanales, Convolvulaceae. The record is from the annotation of a GenBank genome assembly.